AUGCCUAUUCCUAUGGUGAGAUUGAGGGUGAAUGAUGAGGGUGUGGUGUUGUUGCUCAGGUUGGGUUGUGGUGAAGAGGUUGAUUGUGUGUUUGAAUCGGUUGCUGCUACAGGUGAUGAGGGUGAAGUCUCAGCAGACAGGAAGGGAAGAAAAGAACUACUUCCAGAAGCUGGUAUUAUGGAUUACACCAAGGUUGUGGACCAUAAUCCACCAUUAGGGCGCGUAUUGAUGGUCUCAUUCCUCACAUCAUCCCAAGAGUGGAGAAUGAGAAACUUGAACAAGACUUACUUUGGAGAUAGGAAGCAUUUUUAG
This is a messenger RNA of Sclerotinia sclerotiorum 1980 UF-70, 312 nucleotides long. RefSeq lists its product with no specific name. The transcript has 3 exons. NCBI's taxonomy places the organism in Eukaryota, Fungi, Ascomycota, Leotiomycetes, Helotiales, Sclerotiniaceae. The coding region runs from base 1 to 312 and encodes 103 amino acids. The record is from RefSeq and is a predicted model, not a curated record.